GAAAAAACAAAAGAAAAGAGAGUGUAUUUUUUAUCAUUUCUGAGCCCUUUUUCCCCUUCCUAUUAUCCCCAUUUUCUGCUUGCUAUUUCUCUCCCCUGUUCCCCCAAAUACUCUCCUCUCUCUUCAAUCCACUCCCGCAGUAACCCUCUUUCCUAUGCAACAGCGCCUUCCUCCUCCUCCUCUCUUCCUCUGCCCCUCCCCUGCCCACCAUUAACAAGGAAGAGCGCCCACCCAAAAUCCCUCAUUUGCUCCAGAGCAAAGAGACCCAUUUCAAGGAGGAAGAGGAGGAGGAGCAGGAAAGCGAAGAAAACCAAAGCCCCGCUUUUCUAUCACCAAAACCAUCUUCUAUCCUUGGUCCAUCUAUUAUUUCCAUCAAUCUAUAAUCCAUCUCUCUUGGUUGAGAUGAGUCCAAGCUAUGCUUGCAUGUCCUCCAUCCUCCUCUGCGCCGAGGACACCAGCAGCAUCCUGGGCUUUGAUGAUGAUGAGGAGGAGAGUAUCCGGGGGAAGAGGCCAGGCUGGGCCACACAAAAAAGGAACGAUUUUUAUGGGGAUUCCUUGAUGGUUUUCCCCCUCCAGUCGGAUGAGUGCUUGGCUCGGAUGGUGGAGAGAGAACCCAAGCAUUUGCCCAGGGGUGACUACGCUGAGAGACUGCGCUCUGGGGCCCUGGACCUGUCCAUCAGAAGAGAAUCCAUCGAUUGGAUUUGGAAGGUUCAUGCCCAUUACAGUUUUGGACCUUUGAGUGCCUAUUUAUCUGUGAAUUACUUGGAUCGGUUCCUCUCAACCUAUGAGCUUCCUCAAGGCAAGGCUUGGAUGACGCAAUUAUUGUCGGUGGCAUGCUUGUCAUUAGCGGCCAAGAUGGAGGAAACUGAAGUUCCUCUAUUGCUGGAUUUGCAGGUUGGGCAGUCAAAAUAUGUAUUCGAGGCUAGGACUAUUCAGAGAAUGGAGCUUCUGGUUCUGAGCACCCUCAAAUGGAAGAUGCAAGCUGUGACUCCUUUUUCUUUUAUAGAUUACUUCCUUCACAAGUUCAAUGAUGGUAAUUCUUCCUCCAAAUUAUUGAUAUCCCGAUCCACGGAACUUAUUUUGAACACAGUUAGAGGGACAGCUUUCUUAGCAUUCAGACCUUCGGAAAUUGCUGCAGCUGUUGCACUGUCAGUGUUGGGAGAAACCCAAACUGUGGAUGUCGAGAAGGGUGUGUCUUGCUGCAUCCACAUAUCAAAGGAGAGAGUGUUGCGAUGCUAUGAAGUAAUUCAGGAGAAUGUACUGAUGAGAAAUAGGCUGCUUAAAAAUGCUAGCCCAACGGUUUCUUCAGUGCCAUGGAGCCCAAUUGCAGUGUUAGACGCUGCAUGCCUGAGCUAUAAGAGUGAUGAUAUAACUGUUGGGUCACAUUCUACAUGCCAUCAUCCUUCUCCAGCUAGCAAGAGGAGGAAAAUAUGCUCAUCUUCAAUCCCAUGAAGAUGGGGGUUUUCUGGGUACUGCUCACCUGUUUUGGGAGGUUUUGGUACCAUCAAACAAGUUAGUCUGGUUUGGUUAGUGGGUGCUUUUGUGUGGUCAGAAAGUUACCAACAAAAAAAAAAAAGAAUGAAACUUGGCAAAAACAAGGAGGAAAAGAAAACAAAGAUCAGAUGUUUUGGGUGAGCAGUACUCAUCCCUCUAAUAUGAAUGAAGCAGUGAAGCACCCACCAGCAGUUGAAUUAUCAAAAAUGCAGAGGCAGAAAGGAGAACAGAGAAAAGUGGAUGCAAUGAUAGAAAAAUGGAGAGAAAUGUAUGCUUGGGAGAAGAUAGAGGCUGCCAAAGAUAAACUGAGCGGUGUUUUUGUAGUUUGCUUUUCUUUUUACCAUUAGGGAAAAGGUCCCUGUGGGUAUGAAAACUGACCACUGAAAGAGAAAAUAGACA
Elaeis guineensis (African oil palm) is the source of this 1893-nucleotide messenger RNA. RefSeq names its product cyclin-D3-1. Lineage: Eukaryota; Viridiplantae; Streptophyta; Magnoliopsida; Arecales; Arecaceae. The record is from RefSeq and is a predicted model, not a curated record.